This is a messenger RNA of Trifolium pratense (red clover), 2124 nucleotides long. Its product is annotated as F-box protein SKIP2. The coding region runs from base 88 to 1827 and encodes 579 amino acids. The record is from RefSeq and is a predicted model, not a curated record. Gene Ontology annotation, cellular component: SCF ubiquitin ligase complex. Gene Ontology annotation, molecular function: protein binding. Gene Ontology annotation, biological process: SCF-dependent proteasomal ubiquitin-dependent protein catabolic process. NCBI's taxonomy places the organism in Eukaryota, Viridiplantae, Streptophyta, Magnoliopsida, Fabales, Fabaceae. The transcript has a single exon.
CGGUAAUAAUAAACCCAUCCUGGGUAGUUGCUGUCUUGCUGAGGCGACACGCGCUUCACCCUUUGACGGGUGAAACGUUCAAACCCAAUGCAUCUUCAUCUUCUUCUCCAUCUCUUUAUUUCAUUCAUUCCUCACUUUUUCAUUUCAAAUUAUCUUUCUAUUUUUUUCUUCAUCAUAUUAUUAUUACUAUUUAUUAUUUUCUUCAAUUCAAUGGGACAAUCACUGUCCACAUAUGUUCCAUCUCCUGACCUAAAUAUUUCUAAAACUAACCGAUUCUGUUACGGUUACGUUGACGGGUACGGUGACGGUAACGACAAUGAUUCUUCUUCUGAUAACUUCGGUUAUCGCCGUAACUAUAUUGAUGAAAUCCCUGACGAAUGUUUAGCCAGUAUUCUUCACUUCGUUGACGCCGUUGAUCGGAAAAACUGCUCCCUUGUAUGCCGACGGUGGUUACGCGUUGAAGGUGAAAGCCGGCAACGGCUUUCCCUAAACGCGGAGGCGAAAUUGCUCGAUGUUGUUCCUUCUCUGUUUACUCGUUUCGAUUCUGUUACAAAGCUUGCGCUUCGUUGUAAUCGCAAAUCAAUAAGUAUAAACGAUGAUGCUUUGAUUUUGAUCUCGCUUCGUUGUAAGAAUCUCACGCGUCUUAAGCUUCGUGGUUGUAGGGAAAUAACUGAGAUCGGAAUGUUAGGUCUUGCGAGAAAUUGUAAGAAUCUGAAGAAGCUUUUGGUUGUUUCGUGUUUGUUUGGUGUUAAGGGAAUUCACGCUGUUGUAGAUAAUAGUAAUGUUAUUGAGGAGCUUUCUGUUAAGAGGCUUCGUGGAGUUAACAAUGACGGUGGUGAAUUGUUAUGUGGUGGUGGUGGUGGUUCAUCGUUGAAAUCGAUUUGUUUGAAGGAACUUGUUAAUGGUAGCUCGUUUGCGCCGUUAAUAAUUGGUUCUAGAAAGCUUCAAACAUUGAAAUUGAUUCGGUGUAUAGGCGAUUGGGACACGACGCUUACGAGCGUGGGGAAGUUGAGUUCAGGGUUGAUUGAGAUUCAUCUUGAGAAGAUUCAAGUUAGUGAUGUUGGUCUUGUUGGUGUAUCAAAGUGUUUGAAAUUAGAAACUUUGCAUCUUGUGAAAACACCUGAGUGUUCAGAUGUUGGUCUUAUUGCUGUUGCUGAGCAUUGUAAGAUGUUGAAAAAGCUUCACAUUAAUGGGUGGAGAACUAAUAGAAUUGGUGAUGAUAGUUUGAUUUCUGUUGCAAGAAAUUGUCCUAAUUUACAAGAGCUUGUGUUGAUUGCUAUGUUUCCUACAUCAUUGAGUUUAGGAGCAAUCGCUUCAUAUUGUCAGGGUUUAGAAAGGUUCGCGCUUUGUGGGAUUGUAACGGUUUGUGAUGUUGAUAUUGAGUGCUUUGCUUCUAAGUGUGUGGCACUUAGGAAAUUAUGUAUCAAGGGUUGUCCUGUGUCGAAUGUUGGGAUUGCGGCUUUUGCUUCUGGGUGUCCUAAUUUGGUUAAGCUCAAGGUGAGGAAGUGUGUGAAAGUUACAGGUGAAGUUGGGGAGUGGUUGCGCGUGAGGAGAAGUUCUUUGGCCGUUAAUUUUGAUCACAAUCAAGUUGAAGCGUUGGAUGGAAGUGGUAGUGAUGUUGGAGUUCAGGAAACUACAAUGGCUUUUCCACCAAAUGACAAUGAAGUAACCCUUAUUGGUGAUUCUCCUUCAACCAGCAAUAACAACAACAACAACAACCGAUUGUUCAGGACCAAGUUUGGAUUUUUUGCUGGUAGAAAUUUUGUGCCUUGUGCUUUCAGAAGGUGGACAAACAUUGAUACUAUCUCUAGUAGCAGCUUUUCAUGAUGAUUCAUUAUUGUAAGAAUAAUUAUACAUUUUUUUUCACAAAAUGUUUGUUGAGCUCUUGCUUCAUCAGUGAAAAGCAUUGCUAUUCAUUAACUUGGUUUACUAUUUCCUAUUCAAUUUGUUGUUUUGAAUAAUGAUGCCACAUUUUAAUUUUCUGUUUUGCUUGGAAAUUGCAGUGGAUUGUUGUGAAAUCCAUUUUCAUUGUCACCAUGUUUUCAUAAAUUUAAGCUGAAAUUAGACUUUUCUAAUGCCCACCCUUGUCACCAGAACUUGAUCAAUUUCUCAUUGAUCAAAAUC